AUGCGGUUACAAAGAUCUAGGAAUAGGCGAGACCGCCCCCCUCUUCUCACAGAUCUCUUCCUCUCCGCCAUAUUCUUACCUCACGCCGUAUCUGCAACCCAUAACUAUAACAAUAACAACAUCCCCUCGCUUCAGGCACCCAUUCUCCCGCCACUCAUACCACCCGAACACUCACCUCCCAUCCUCGCAACACAUGAGUUCUCUCUUCGCCAUAUAUUUCACCGCGAUACACACCGAUACCCCGAUGACCUACAUAUCAGACUAGAUGUUACCCCGGAUACUCACCUGAGUAUCUUGCCCGAAGACGGCACCGAAACCGAGACCCAGGCCGAGUCCGAGGCCGAACCCGUAACAGUCCAUCCAACCCUUUUCGCCUCGUCAAACCCAAUCACCAUAAACCGACUCGCCGAUCGACGCAUCUCCGUCAUCGAAGAUCACCUUUCAUCGACGAGCCAGGGCCCCGUUGCGGCAUGGGUGCUGGAUACCCUCCCCGGUCCGAAUGUCACCGACAAGGAGACCGUCUUGACAUUUGCCAAGAUGACCGCAAACGACUACAUUCAAAUCCCCGGUAGUACCUCGGAGUGGAAGACCAUUCAUGGCAAGUUCAACUACUCAUCUAGCUUUGGCUGGAAGGGAGAUAGUCUCCGAGGUCAUGUCUAUUCCGACAAGACCAACAGCACCGUGGUGAUUUCCCUCAAGGGCACAUCCCCCGCUCUAUUCGAUGGCGCGGAGACCACAACCAAUGAUAAAGUCAACGACAAUCUUUUAUUCAGUUGUUGUUGUGGCCAGGGAGGGUCAUACCUGUGGAGGCAAGUCUGUGACUGCCAAAACGCAACCUACUCUGCAAAUGUGACAUGUAUCUCCGAGGCGAUAAAUGAUCCAAACAGAUACUACAAAGCCGCCAUCGAUCUCUAUUCCAAUGUCACCGAGAUCUACCCCAACGCACAUAUCUGGCUCACCGGCCACUCGCUCGGCGGUGCUUUAUCAGGUCUGCUCGGCCUGACAUUUGGCAUCCCCGUCGUGACAUUUGAGGCGGUUCCGGAAGCGCUGCCAGCCUCCCGGCUUGGUUUGCCAAUCCCACCUGGCUAUCAAGUACAUCAAGAACGGCAACAUACUGGCGCUUACCAUUUUGGACAUACUGCGGACCCAGUAUAUAUGGGCACUUGCAACGGUAUUAACUCAAUUUGUACCUGGGGCGGCUAUGCGAUGGAGUCAGCGUGUCAUACCGGGCAGAUUUGCACUUACGACACUGUGGCCGACAAGGGCUGGCGGGUCGGAAUUGGCACCCACAAGAUCCAGAACGUUAUUCGGGACGUCAUCGAGGUGUAUGAUGAUGUUCCGUCCUGCGAGGCAGAAGAAGAGUGCUAUGAUUGUAUCCUGUGGAAAUUCUUCAAGAGCAACGGCUCUGAGAUUACGACGACGUUCACGACCACAACCACCACAUCCCCUACAGUUACGAGGACAUCGACCUGCAAGACUCCUGGGUGGUGGGGCUGUCUCGAUAGCUCUACUACUACCACGACCGGGACCGCGACGACGACGACAACGACAACGACAACGACCACCACCGCAGUGACAACAACAACUUGUCACACUCCAGGAUGGUUUGGAUGUAAUGACCCCACGACAACCACAUCCGCCACUUCUACCACUUCUUGA
Messenger RNA from Penicillium waksmanii, 1659 nucleotides. RefSeq names its product triglyceride lipase ATG15 (gene atg15). NCBI's taxonomy places the organism in Eukaryota, Fungi, Ascomycota, Eurotiomycetes, Eurotiales, Aspergillaceae. Bases 1 to 1659 code for a protein of 552 amino acids. The transcript has a single exon. Gene Ontology annotation, biological process: neutral lipid catabolic process; macroautophagy; multivesicular body membrane disassembly. The record is from RefSeq and is a predicted model, not a curated record. Gene Ontology annotation, molecular function: glycerophospholipase activity.